AUGAAUCGCUCGGCUAAAUCUCAGCCCUUCCUAUCAUCCCUUUCCCAUGAAAUCAUCGAAAUCAUGGGAACGGUAGAGAACGAACCCGCACCUCAAUAUGAGGUGUCGGUUAUGCAGCUCCGGGAACUGAUGGACAGCAGGGGGACGGAGGGUAUCGCCAAAAUUCAGCAACAAUUUGGUAAUGUGUUCGGCCUUUGCAACGCUCUCCGCACUGCCCCUAACGAAGGUUUGUCGGGUAAUCCGAAAGACUUGGAAAAUAGACGCGAAUUCUUCGGCGCGAAUGUGAUUCCACCCAAACCUCCGAAAACAUUCUUACAAUUAGUGUGGGAAGCCUUGCAAGACGUGACGCUAAUUAUCUUAGAAGUGGCCGCUAUUAUAUCGCUGGCUCUGGCCUUCUAUAAGCCCCCGCCCGGCGAAGAGGACGAGGAGACAGGCGGUGGUGUGCAUGAGGACGAGUCGGAGGCCGGUUGGAUAGAAGGGGCGGCUAUACUGGUGUCCGUCAUCAUCGUUGUCCUCGUCACUGCCUUUAAUGACUACACUAAGGAACGACAGUUCAGAGGUUUGCAAAAUCGUAUAGAACACGAGCAUAAGUUUACAGUGAUCAGAGGCAGUGAAGCGAAGGAAUUACUGGUGGCCGAGCUCGUGGUCGGCGACAUAUGUCAAGUCAAAUACGGUGAUUUACUUCCGGCCGACGGCAUAAUCAUUCAAAGCAAUGACUUGAAGGUAGACGAGAGUUCUCUGACCGGCGAAUCGGAUCACGUGAAGAAAGGGAAUGACUCCGACCCCAUGCUCCUCUCAGGCACUCACGUGAUGGAGGGCUCGGGGCGAAUGGUGGUGACCGCGGUGGGCAUCAACUCGCAGGCGGGUAUCAUAUUCGCACUCUUAGGUGCGGCACAAUCCGAAGACGACGCUCAAAAGAAACAAAUGAAAAAGGGUACAGUACCUUACAUAUUUAAUAUCUGUCGUUGCGUUGCUUUGCAGUGA
Oppiella nova is the source of this 984-nucleotide messenger RNA. NCBI's taxonomy places the organism in Eukaryota, Metazoa, Arthropoda, Arachnida, Sarcoptiformes, Oppiidae. The record is from the annotation of a GenBank genome assembly.